Messenger RNA from Hyla sarda, 1730 nucleotides. RefSeq names its product glyoxylate/hydroxypyruvate reductase B-like. The coding region runs from base 228 to 1220 and encodes 330 amino acids. The record is from RefSeq and is a predicted model, not a curated record. Gene Ontology annotation, molecular function: NAD binding; glyoxylate reductase (NADPH) activity; hydroxypyruvate reductase [NAD(P)H] activity. Gene Ontology annotation, cellular component: cytosol. Lineage: Eukaryota; Metazoa; Chordata; Amphibia; Anura; Hylidae. The transcript has 6 exons.
GCGAAGAUCCCCACGAUUAUUAAAACAGCGUGGCUGUGCACCUCACUUCCCAGAUUGCAGCAAUUUCCAUCCAGCUUGACUACAUGGGUUUCAUAGACUUAUAAUAGAGCAACCGAUUAGAGAUUGCAGCGAGACAGCUAGUAAAGAGCAGAACUGUCUGCUUCUUCUCGCUCACUGGAAUCUCGGCACUGACCAAAACUCUUUGACAUGUCAGAAGUUUUCUUUCUAUGACAGGAAAAAUGGAGGAACUUCCAUACGCUUUAAUGUCAUAUAAUGGAGGUUCCAAGGGUUUUCCCCAAAAAUAUGAAACUAUUGUAAAGAAGCACUUCCAAAUAAUCUACAUGGAAGAAUUUUCCAAAAACAAGAAUGUGUAUGCUCCAAAGAUACAAGCCAUUUUGGUGUGGUGGCUCCAGCCUGUUGUUGACAAAGAACUUCUGGAUUCUCUUCCCAAUCUUAAAGUAAUAGCGAAUGGUGGAGCAGGGGUAGAUCAUCUGGACCUCAAGUUAAUCUCAAAUUAUGGUAUACUAGUCAGUAAUACACCAGGUGUAGGAGAUGAUACCACUGCAGACAUGGGAAUGACUUUAAUGUUUGCAUCUGCCAGAAAUGUAGUGGAAGGGAAUACAGCAUCAUGUUCACCAGACACUAAAGAGAUUGAUUUCAACUGGGUGGGAGAUGAUAUCACAGAGGCCACACUGGGCAUCAUUGGAAUGGGAAGCAUUGGCUACUGCAUAGCUCAGCGAGCUAAGGCUUUCAGGAUGAGAAUUCUUUACCACAAUAGGAACAGGAGGACUCAAGAAGAAGAAGCGGCGGUAGGAGCUGAAUACUGUAGUAACAUGACUGAUUUGCUUCAGCGGUCUGACUUUGUAAUGGUUGUUGUCACGCUAACACCAGAGACACACAAUCUGAUUGGAAAAGAAGAACUUCAGCUUAUGAAGCCCACAGCCACUCUUAUCAACAUUAGUAGAGGCAAGGUAAUUGACCAAGAUGCCCUGGCAGAUGCCUUAAACAAAGGGAUAAUUAAGGCUGCUGCUUUAGAUGUCACAUACCCAGAACCAUUGCCAAGAAAUCACCCCUUGCUGACAGCAAAGAAUAUUAUUUUGACACCACAUUUUGGAAAUGCAACCCAUAGGACACGAAGAAAAGUUGCUGAAAAAACUGUCCAAAAUGCAUCUGACAUUCUUAAAGGUCUUCCAGUAAAAGACAUAGUGACAGUUCCAUAACAUGUGUAUUCAGUGUGCACACUACCUGCAAUGCUGUUUAUGGAAGUAAAGUACUGCUUGACAGUUACAUUAUGUACACCAUUUCUAGUAUAUAAAGUCAUGCCGGUAAAUGUUGGCACCCCUGAAAUUUUUCAAGAAAAUGAAGUAUUUUCCACAGAAAAGCAUUGCAGUAACACAUGUUUUGCUAUACACGUUUAUUCCCUUUGUGUGUAUUGGAAUUAAACCAGAAAAUGGAGGGGAAAAAAGCAAAUUGGACAUAAUUUCACAUCAAACUCCAAAAAUGGGCCGGACAAAAUUAUUGGCACCCUUAACUUAUUAUUUGGUUGCACACCCUUUGGAAAAAAUAACUGAAAUCAGUCACUUCCUAUAACCAUCAAUAAGCUUCUUACACCUCUCAGCCGGAAUGUAGGACCACUCUUCCUUUGCAAACUGCUCCAGGUCUCUCUUAUUGGAAGGGUGCCUUUUCCCAACAGCAAUUUUAAAGGGGUAUUCCAGGCCAAAACUUUUUUU